Messenger RNA from Gryllus bimaculatus (two-spotted cricket), 1262 nucleotides. Lineage: Eukaryota; Metazoa; Arthropoda; Insecta; Orthoptera; Gryllidae. The record is from the annotation of a GenBank genome assembly.
GCAUUACAUAUCUUUCUCUCUACUGCGUAAGUGGUAGCGAGAUAGUAAAAUGGCUGAAAUUAUUUUAUUACAAUUAUGGUGUAUUUUUCGUGACACAAUGUUCUCAACUAACAACAAACCACAUAAUUCUUUUACUUUGAAAAUUACAUAAAUUUAAACUUAAAAAUUAAAAUGAAUAGUUAUCGCAAACAUUUUGUUUUUCUUUACGCUCAUUUUCUUCACAGAAAGAACUACUAUCAACCCGACUUCUGUUAUAAAGUAUUUCGAAUUUUUCUUCCAUAGUUUUCAGAAAGCUCUUUAAAAUGUGUAAUGUAUUUAGUAGAAUCAUCAUGUCAUAAUAUAAAAGGAAUGCCUUUUGUGGUCGGACGGAAGUUUAGUCACAAAUCAUCCCCAUUGUCAAUUAUCCUUAUCCUUCAGAUGCCUUACGUUUCCGCUCUUUUUUAUCUAAACGAAGAGAGGGACUGGCAAGAUUUAAGCACCACACAUAAAGCUGUGGUCUUCAACCAUGAGGUGGCUUCUUCUCAGCUUCUUCGUUUUCGCAAAUGUUGCAGGUUAGUAGAAAUCAAAUUUAUACGUAUUGUUUUAUUACGUUCAUGGAAAUUAGGUAGAGACUAUGUUCGCUUAUCAUGUUUUCAGUAUUAUAGUGAUUUCAUCAAUGACGUGAAUUAUUCCAAUUCAUUACAUAAUUAUAACAAAAAAAUUCCCAAAUUAAUUCUCAACAAUAAUAUUUUAAACAAUUCCUCGUAUAUUGUUUUCCAUUCAUUAAAAUUGUUAUCUAUACAAUAAUAAAUAAGAGGUACACUAUACAAAUUAAUUUUAGCAAUCGCAUGCAUCACAAACGCUUCUCUUUUUUGCAGUUUUAGCUGGACAAUUUAACAGCUUGUAUGCAACAGAAGAUGAUGACAGUGACGAUAACAAUUGCUUGCCAAAAUUGGCCGAUGAAUGCUUCAAAUAUGUUUCUGACAAUUUGAAUUGCCAUUUAAACCCAAACAUAUCAACGGAAUGCGAGAAGAAGGAUGCAGCUGACCUAUGCAGUGCCAUUGAUGGUGGAUUGAAAUGUGCAAGAGAUAUAAUUGAUGGUGACUGUGAUAUUGAUGAUGGUAGAGAUCAUUUUGAUUUAUGGAUGAAUGGGCUUGAAAAAAUCCAUCUAACAAUUAACUUGGCAUCUUGCAGUACAAGAGCAUCAUCACAAACAUCAUCAUGUGUUUCACCACAAAAUGCCAUAAAAGAACUGUUGCAUACAUUCUUUACUGCAGAGACAC